Molecule: messenger RNA, 1371 nt
Organism: Chaetomium globosum CBS 148.51
Lineage: Eukaryota; Fungi; Ascomycota; Sordariomycetes; Sordariales; Chaetomiaceae
Exons: 2
Coding region: 1-1371 (456 amino acids)
Source: RefSeq, a predicted model, not a curated record
AUGUCGAACAACGACAAUGUGAUGGCCCGCUUCUUGUUCGCAAUUCUACAGCAGAAAUGCCUGAAGGAUAUCGACUGGAACAAAGUGGCUCACAACCCGAUCCUCGCCCAAGAGAUCACCAACGGCCAUGCCGCUCGCAUGCGAUACUCGCGGUUCCGAGCCGCCAUGCUAGGCCUGGAGCCUCAGCGCCGGAACCGUCCUAAUACCAACAACACCAACAACAAGAACCGCGUGUCGAAGAAAAAGAAGGACGAUAGCCCCAAGCCGGUAAACAAGCCACCGAAGAAGGACGAGGAGGAGGAUAUCGUAAAGAGGAGCGGCAGCGGAAUUGGGAACAUUAAGACUGAAAAGACAGUCGACCCGGCCAUCAAGUCUGAACGAAAAAGCAUCAGCCAGCGACCCCCGCAACCAUCCCAACCUCCCGCGCCGAUGAUCACGCCAGCCAUGAUGAAAGCCGAGCCAGGUCUUGUCAACCCUCUUAACCAACGCCAACACCUCCACCAGUCCUCCGUCCUCUCCGCUGCCUCUCCCAGUAUCAAGAAAGAACGCCUCCCCACCACCACCGCUUCCACUUCCGCCGCCACCGCCACCGCUAAAACUGCGACCUCCAUGCCCGAGCCCUCUCCUUUCGGCAUCCUCACUGCAACUCCCACAGCAUCCUCCUCCGCAUCUUCCACCCCAUACAUCGACAACAGCCACCACCGCAUGCAAAUGCGUCUUCUGACCCCGUGCAGCGAUUCCGACGGCGUCGUCGCCAGCAUGCAAGGCUUCCUCCCCCACAGCCCACCACCGACCGAACUCCUGCACCACCACCACAACCAACACCAGCACCACAUGGUCGGCGCCGGCUCCCCACCCCUCUCCGCAUCCGCCCCAUCACCCUACGACCUGUCCCAACAGCAGUGCUACGACAGCACGGGAUCGCCCAGCCCAUGGCAUUCCCAGCACCAGCCGCACCACCACUCCCACCCCCACAACCACAACCACAACCACAACCACCACUCCCACCACCAGGCACAACCACAAGCACUCAACCCCCUAUUCACCCCCCAACCCAACUUUGGCCUCGGCCUGAACUUGGGCCUCGGCUCAGGCUACGGUCUCGACAACGGCUUCGGCACUAGCAGCAGCAACCCGUUCUGCGGCGACCAUCAGCACCACCACCAUCACGGUCAUGAGCAUGAGCAUGAUGGGCAUCAUGGUGUGGAUCCGUUGAGGUUGCAGCUUAGUGGUGGUGGUGGUGGUGUGGGGGGGACGAGUAUGUUUAGGGAGAGGGAGUUGGAGUUGGAGAUGAGUGGUGGUGGUGGUGGUGGCGGUGGUGUUGGGGGGGUGGUUAAGGGGGAGUGGGAUGGGGAGGGGUUUGAGAUUUGA